CUAUUUGCCAAUCGUUACUCGUAUUUCUAACCAAUUAUUACAAGAUCCCGUCUUUCGUUUUCUUCUGGAAAAGUCAGCCGUGUACUUGAGUGUCUUUUACUGUCAGAACAUUUCACUGUUAAAGAGAUUAAAGAAAGAUGUUCGGGUCAGGGGCUGCUUCGAUCGUAGUUUUAAGUCCAAAUACCAAACGGGAUACCGGCCGGAAAGUACAGAGAGAAAAUAUUCAAGCCGGAAAAGCUAUUGCAGAUGUUAUUAGAACAUGUUUGGGACCCCAAGCAAUGUUAAAAAUGUUGAUGGAUCCAAUGGGAGGUAUAGUUAUGACCAAUGAUGGGAAUGCUAUAUUACGUGAAAUAACAGUACAACACCCUGCUGGAAAAUCAAUGAUAGAAAUAGCUAGAACUCAAGAUGAAGAAGUUGGAGAUGGUACCACAUCGGUUAUUGUAUUGGCAGGAGAAAUUUUAGCUGUUGGUGAACCUUUCCUUGAACAGAAUAUGCAUCCAACAGUUAUAAUAAGAGCAUUUCGGCAAGCUUUAGAAGAUAUGGUGACCAUUCUGAAUGAACAGAUCAGUGUGGAUUUAGAUCGCAAUGAUAGAAGCAAAUUAAUCCAGGUUAUAAAUUCUUGUGUUGGAACUAAAUUUAUUGGUCGUUGGUCUGAGUUAGCAUGUCAGAUUGCUUUAGAUGCAGUUAAUACUGUAAUGCUUGAGGAAAAUGGCAGAAGGGAAAUAGAUAUAAAGCGUUAUGCAAAGGUAGAGAAGAUUCCAGGUGGCAGUGUUGAAGAUAGUACUGUCCUUAAGGGAGUAAUGUUCAGUAAAGAUGUUACCCAUCCAAAAAUGAGACGUUAUAUUAAAAAUCCAAGAAUAGUUCUUUUGGAUUGUUCCUUAGAAUAUAAAAAGGGUGAAUCACAAACUAAUAUAGAAAUAAUGAAAGAUACAGAUUUCACCAGGAUUUUAGAAUUGGAGGAGGAAUAUGUUAAAAAAAUAUGCGAAGAUAUUAUUGCUGUAAAACCUGAUGUAGUGAUCACGGAAAAAGGAGUAUCAGAUAUAGCCCAACAUUAUCUUGUGAAAGCUGGAAUUUCUGCUAUUCGAAGAUUGAGAAAAAGUGAUAUUAAUAGAAUUGCGAGGGCUUGCGGGGCUACUGUUGUUAAUCGUACGGAAGAAUUACGAGAGGAAGAUAUUGGUACCAAAGCUGGUCUUUUUGAAGUCAAGAAACUUGGAGAUGAUUACUUCUGCUUUAUUACUGAAUGUAAAGAUCCUAAAGCAUGUACUAUAAUUUUGAGGGGUGCUAGCAAAGAUAUACUAAAUGAAACUGAAAGAAACUUACAAGAUGCUCUUCAUGUUGCCAGAAACCUUCUUAUUGAACCUAAAUUAGUACCAGGUGGAGGUGCAGUAGAGAUGGCAGUAUCAAGACUUCUGACAGAAAAAGCAGGAAGGCUUGCUGGUGUGGAACAGUGGCCGUACAAAGCUGUAGCACAAGCACUAGAAAUAAUCCCAAGAACUCUUGCACAAAACUGUGGAGCAAACACAAUUCGAACCUUAACUGCAUUACGUGCAAAGCACGCUACUGGAGGAGUGACAUGGGGUAUUGAUGGAGAAACUGGUCAAUUGGUUGAUAUGAAAGAACGUGGUAUUUGGGAGCCUUUAUCUGUGAAGUUACAGACAUAUAAAACCGCUAUCGAAACUGCCAUUUUAUUGCUAAGAAUUGAUGAUAUUGUAUCAGGAAGUAAGAAGAAGAAAUCAGAUAACGAGCCUACUCCACCUGCACAAGUUUCAGAAGAAUCCAUGAAGGAGUAGAAAUGUUUAAUUUAUAUUGCACUUAAAAAGCUUUUAUUUGUGUUAACAUUUAAUAAUUCAUGCCCACGAUAGUUUUAUUAAAACAUAAUUCAUAUU
Molecule: messenger RNA, 1886 nt
Organism: Osmia lignaria (orchard mason bee)
Lineage: Eukaryota; Metazoa; Arthropoda; Insecta; Hymenoptera; Megachilidae
Gene: CCT3
Product: chaperonin containing TCP1 subunit 3
Biological process (GO): protein folding
Molecular function (GO): ATP-dependent protein folding chaperone; ATP binding; ATP hydrolysis activity
Source: RefSeq, a predicted model, not a curated record